AUGGCCACAGAUGAUCAAGAUAUCGAUACUUCGACGAGCGGAAAAUCAUUCGAAAUCACCAUCUAUCGACAAGCCGAGGGUGAUCCCAGCAACUGGGUACCAGUCAAAAUACCAUUCACGCCCUGGGAUGAUCCAGAUGAAUGGACUUUUCCAUCUCCCGAGAUGCCCCGAUGCUGGCCGGAGUUUCUUAAGGAAGAUCGGGUAUUGCAAGAGGCUCUCUAUAAGUCUCACCACGCCUGGCAAAAAGCGUGUUUCACGGAGGAAGAUGAAACGAAAGUGAUCCAAAUGGAGGGAGUAAGUCUGCUCUUGACUGUCAGUAUCAUUAUCCCGACGUAA
Messenger RNA from Kwoniella mangroviensis CBS 8507, 336 nucleotides. RefSeq lists its product as uncharacterized. The coding region runs from base 1 to 336 and encodes 111 amino acids. The record is from RefSeq and is a predicted model, not a curated record. The transcript has 3 exons. NCBI's taxonomy places the organism in Eukaryota, Fungi, Basidiomycota, Tremellomycetes, Tremellales, Cryptococcaceae.